This is a messenger RNA of Pseudovirgaria hyperparasitica, 3082 nucleotides long. RefSeq names its product ARM repeat-containing protein. NCBI's taxonomy places the organism in Eukaryota, Fungi, Ascomycota, Dothideomycetes, Acrospermales, Acrospermaceae. The coding region runs from base 196 to 2925 and encodes 909 amino acids. The record is from RefSeq and is a predicted model, not a curated record. The transcript has a single exon.
CUCCGAUUCUCUCGAUUCAUGUUUCCGGGUUGGCCUAAAAUACCCCUUCUCUCCUAUCCUCAUAACCUCAAUUCGAAUAGGGCAAACGACUUUCAAGCAAGUUGGUGCUAGUGCUACCGAUUCAUCGUUUUCAAGACACGGAUCUUACGACCGGGACACAGCGGGGCCCCCCGGAGUUCACUCAUAAGAUUCGGGAUGAGUCCCGAAUACGCCAGCGGUCCGGCUGCCGUUGACGAAGCGUCAAGAGAGCAACAAAGCUCGUCGACACCGAGUGCAACCAGCCAGGGCCAACCUUCACCAGUCACCACGAAUAUGGACUCCGCUCUAUCAGAACCAGACUUAGGUCACAUGACUCCGUCAGCCUCCGAGUCUGCCAACCUUCUCGCAAAGCCCACUGUCACUUUACCUGAACACGCACCGACAACUUCGUCACCCCACGUUUAUGGAGCGCAAGCUCGUGCAAAUGAACUCGUGCAUCAUUCCACGGUUCUAGCAAAGGAAGGCCGCUUCCAAGAUGCUGCGCAUGCCUUGCGCGAAGCCGCGCAUCUCGUACCAGGCGACGAGAGUGUGGCAGCUGGGUGGAAGUCUCUUGGUAAGGAAGAACAGAAGAAUCCUCUGAUUGGACUGUGUCGGACGUGGGUGCACUCAAAGAGUGAGACAGAUGGCGGUAAGGUCCUCGACGCUGUGAGGACAUCCGUUCCGAGCAUGAAUGAACAGUUCGUUCGCCAGGUCCUGGACAUCAUGAUGGAUCUGGAGCCCGACGAUGAUGUGGCAGACCAAGUCACAGGUGAAUUGAUGAAGCACCCAGGCGCACGUAAGUGGCUCGCAGAGAAGGUUCUGAAGAGUCCAACACCGACGUUCAAUACUUUCUUCGAUCGUGGCGAUGACUCGGCAGAUGCAAUUGUGAUUACAUGCCUUGAUGAUAAGGCUUGGCUUGAUGAGAAAAGUCAGAUCGCGGCGCAGAGAGAUGUGUUCCAACUCAGUCUCGCUGCCAUGAUGAGAGCUGGCCUGGAUCAUCCGGAGCGUGCGAUGAGAGUGAUUGCGCGGAGCCUUGCGGCAGAAGCACCACAUUUGACGGGUAUCAUCGAUGCUGACUCGUUUGAUGUCAUACUGUCAAGCCUGGAUAUCAGAUUGUCGAAUAUGCUACGUGGUCAAGCGACACUCGCAACAGCAAAAUUGAUCGAAUUGAGCCCGGAUACGAGUCAAAAGCUCAUAACACAAUUCGUGACAGGGAGGGUCAAGAAACCGAAUCCAGAUGCCUUGGUCGUUGCUUUCUCAGCUGCGGCUGCCAUAUUUCCAAUCGUGCCGAGUGUUGCGGCGACACUGUUUCUGACCGAGGGGUUCAUGAGCAGCUUCGUGAACCUAGUGCAAGAAAGACGCAGUCAAACUCUGGAUCGAGCGGCAUUGGAACUCCUGAGUGCGGCCUGCGUCGAGAAGACCUGUCGUGAAGCGAUUAGCAAACACUGCCGUCAAUGGAUCCAAGGCAUUGCCGAGGCAGCUAUGGAUGCAAAGAAAAGCACUCUGGCUUCCCUGAUCUUGAUGAAGAUCCAAGAUGAACUUGUCGCCCAGGUUCCCACAUCCCCUGUCGAGGAGAUUGACCAACCGAAACCUCAAGAUGAACUUGUCGCGCGCUUCAAAAGGAUCGUGCUCGGGUCCGACAACCAUAUGAAACAAGACUCAGUUGAAGGUCUUGCAUAUGCAUCUCUACAAUCUAACAUCAAAGAGCAACUUGCGAAAGAUCCGGUCUUUCUCCGCCGACUUAUAGAGACCAUGUUCGACUCCACGAAUGUCAAACCCAUUAUGUUCGGUGGUCUCACUAUAUUCGUCAAUAUCACUGCCUACCUGCCUCGAAGAUCCGAAGAAGAAAAGCGCAUGGCCGAUAUACGCACGUACGCCGCCGCUGGCGCAGCUGCCAAAAAACCUACAAAAGAUGACCCUCUUGAUGAUGAUGACCACGUCUCACGCCGCUGCAAACAAGUCCUACAAUCCAAUAUUGUGCCCCUCCUUGUGGCAUGCUCUAAGCGCGCCUCGCCCGCCGUACGCAGUCAGAUGCUCCAGAUCCUCCUCGCACUUAGUAAAGAGCAGAAACAUCGACCCACAAUGGCACAGCAAGGUGCUGUAAGACUCCUAUUGCAAGUCUGGGACGAACUCCACAAGGACACCCAUCCCAUGCCCGUCUCCUACAGCCCAGCAAGCAAUCACGCCUGCGCACACACCCUCGCGCGGAUCCUGAUCUCCAUCAACCCAGCACACAUUUUCCUCGCUGGCAUCCCACCAAGCAACGCCGUCCGUCCCCUUCUCUCCCUCCUCGACGAAGACGCGGCUGGCGAAGGGACAAAAGACCUCCUCCCUACAUUCGAGGCCCUCCUCGCACUGACAAACCUAGCAUCCAUGGACGAUACAACUCCACGUGACACUAUUCUUCGUCUCGCCUGGACGACCCUCGAGACGAGUUUACUGCUGCAUAAUAACACGAUGGUGCGCCGGGCCGCCGUUGAGUUGCUGUGCAACCUCAUGCCCUCUCCUGUCUGUGCGGGUAAAUUCUCCGACGGCUCCCCGGCGGCUAGUCAGCGUCUCCAUGUCCUCCUUGCGCUCGCAGAUGUCGAAGACGUUGCCACGCGCCGUGCGGCUGGUGGUGCAUUGGCCAUGGCCACGGAAUGGGAGGGCACUGUCAGCGGUAUUUUGGCUCGAGAAAAGGGUGUAAAUGUGUUGCUGGACCUUUGUGGUGAUGAGGAUGAGGGCGUAAGACAUCGGGCUUCUGUUUGUGUGGGCCAUAUUGUGAGUGCGCCUGGGGAGCUUGGGGAGAGGGGCAAGGGAGCUGUGAGGGAUAAUGGGGGUGUGGAAGUCCUGAAAGGGGUAGUGAAAAGGACAAGAGAUGCGGGAAUUGUGCAGGUCGCGGCGGAGGCCUUGAAGCAGUUACUCUGAAGGAGGAUGCUAUAAAUAACACGUUGAGGUAUAGGCCCGGGUAGAGAAGCCACGGAGCUUACGGGUAUGCAACUGUGUAUGGAAGUCUAAGUGGCUCAGUGAUCACAGACCAUUAACAAAGAGUCAAAAUUUAUCAAACAUAUGUCGUCUUCGUUGC